Rhododendron vialii is the source of this 1776-nucleotide messenger RNA. Its product is annotated as monocopper oxidase-like protein SKS1. The transcript is spliced from 8 exons. The record is from RefSeq and is a predicted model, not a curated record. Bases 68 to 1717 code for a protein of 549 amino acids. NCBI's taxonomy places the organism in Eukaryota, Viridiplantae, Streptophyta, Magnoliopsida, Ericales, Ericaceae. Gene Ontology annotation, molecular function: oxidoreductase activity; copper ion binding.
AGGUAGACUUGACUAGUCCAAGUUAAUCAGGGUCUCUGUUUUAUUCAGAGCCCAAAAAGUACUAAAGAUGAAGCCGAUGAUGGAAAACAUUGUUCUUUAUUUGAUCUCAAUUAUUCUAUCAGCAGUUUUGGUUAAUGCUGAGUCCCCGCCCCAACUCUUAGACUGGACUGUUUCAUUUUCACCACGCGCUCCUCUUGGGAUUCCCAAACAGGUGAUUGUGAUCAAUGAUCAGUUCCCUGGGCCGCUGUUGAACACGACGACGAACGAAGUUGUGAAUGUUAAUGUUCGGAACAAUUUGACUGAACCCUUUCUAAUCACAUGGAAUGGAGUACAGAUGAGGAGAAACUCAUGGCAAGACGGAGUGCAGGGGACCAACUGUCCAAUUUUGCCGGGGCAAAACUGGACCUAUAGCUUUCAGGUGAAGGAUCAAAUUGGUAGCUUCUUUUACUUCCCGUCCCUUCUCCUUCAAAAUGCGGCGGGUGGUUAUGGUCCUAUUCGGGUGAACAACCGGGAGAUAAUUGCUGUUCCAUUUCCUCAGCCGCGUGCCGAAUUUGACGUUCUUAUUGGGGAUUGGUACAAUGCAGACCAUCAAGAUAUGAGGGCUAAACUGGACAGUGGGGAUUUGUUGUAUUUGCCAGAUGGAAUUCUUAUCAAUGGGCUCGGACCCAACCAGACAACUUUUGACUUCGAGCCAGGGGCAACGUACAGGCUAAGAAUUUCAAACGUAGGACUUAAAACCACAUUAAACUUCAGAAUUCAGGGCCACCAAAUGCAGCUGGUGGAGACCGAAGGAUCUUACACUGCCAAGAGAUACCACGACAAUCUGGAUAUCCACGUGGGCCAAUCAUAUUCGGUCUUAGUCACUGCACGUAAGAACCAGUCCUCCGACGGCACCUCCUACUACAUGGUCGCCUCUGCUCGUUUCAUUCCGGUGGAACUUUUCGGUGUCGGUAUCAUUCGAUACUCCGGGUUUCGAGGGGUGCCCCUCGGCCCAAUUCCUACGGGGCCCAUGUCAUACGAUUACAUGUACUCUGUCGAGCAAGCUAAGUCCAUAAGGUGGGAUUUAGAAGUUGGAGCAGCUAGGCCAAAUCCACAGGGUUCCUUCCAUUACGGCAACAUUCCCAUCAAUCGUACACUGAUUCUUAGCAAUGGUGUGGGGUUAAUUAACAAUACAAUUCGGUUUACGGUCAAUCAAAUCUCAUUUUCGUACCCCGAUACGCCUUUGAAGUUAGCAGAUUAUUUCCAACUUAGUAAUGUAUUUAAGCCUGAAUUCUUUCCAAACACACCGGAUUAUCGCCGCCCCGAAUUGGGCAUUUCGGUAAUUGAUGUGGUACGGCGUGAGUAUGUCGAAGUGAUUUUUCAGAACAAUAUGAGAUUCAUCCAAACGUGGCAUGCUGAUGGGUACAAUUUCUUCGUUGUUGGAAUGGGACUUGGGAUGUGGGAUGAGAGCAAGAUGGCAACGUAUAACAUGGUCGAUGCCAUUUCUCGCUCCACGGUCCAGGUGUAUCCGUUGUCAUGGACUGCAAUACUGAUAAACUUGGACAAUCAAGGAAUGUGGAAUUUGAGAUCACAGAAUGCAGAGAGUAGAUACCUUGGGCAAGAGCUCUACUUUAGAGUCAAGGGUGUUGGCGAAAAUGACCCUUCAACCAUAUCUCCAAGGGAUGAAUUUCCUAUUCCCGAAAAUGUCAUUAGAUGUGGAAGAGCAAUUUCGGCAUAGUCCCCCUCCCCAACUCCCUUCAAAUUAUAUACUUGCUCAUCUAGGUAUAGAGUCAGUCA